Molecule: messenger RNA, 2340 nt
Organism: Nerophis lumbriciformis (worm pipefish)
Lineage: Eukaryota; Metazoa; Chordata; Actinopteri; Syngnathiformes; Syngnathidae
Source: RefSeq, a predicted model, not a curated record
AUGUCCUUUCCCCCACAUUUGAACCGGCCGCUGUUACCGCCUCCUGGGAUACCCCCUCAGUAUGCUGGCUUCCCUCCAGGAGCGCCAAUGAUCCCAGUACACAUGGGCAUCAUGACCCCCAGCCCUGUCAUAGUGUCAUCUAUGCCUGUGGUCAGCAAACCUCCAGUCCAUAGGAAGGAUGCUCUUCUGCGAAUUAAAGAUGAAGAGGCUGGCCCCACCACCACAGUGUUUGUAGGCAACAUUUCCGAAAAAGCCUCGGACAUGCUGAUUCGACAGUUACUAGCGAAGUGUGGAAUAGUCUUGAGCUGGAAACGAGUUCAGGGAGCCUCAGGCAAGCUACAAGCAUUCGGGUUUUGUGAGUACAAAGAACCGGAGUCCACACUUCGUGCUCUGCGGCUGCUUCAUGACCUGCGCAUUGGUGACAAAAAUCUUCUUGUGAAAGUGGAUCCUAAAACAGAAGCACAACUAGAUGAGUGGAAGGCCAAGAAGAAGAGUGCUAAUGGGAAAGUGGAAUCUGAUAAUGGAGACGAUCAAGAGGAGGUUCUUGAUGAGGAGACCAAGAAGAAGGAUCAAGUGGUUCAAGGUGCUAUUGACGGAUUAAUGCGGGAAUACGCUGACGAGCUCAGUGCACCUUUACAGGACGAAGACGCCCUGCGACGAAAGAGAAAAAAGGAUAAAAAAGAUGAGGUGCAAUCAACUCUUUACUUUAUUCCAUAGGAUGACCUGAACGCAAUCGAUAUGGAGGAUGACAAGAGAGACCUGAUUACCAGAGAGAUUAGUAAAUUCCGAGACACUCACAUGAAAAGGGAGGAGGAGAAGGAACAACGGGAGAAGGAGCGUCUGGAGUUUGAGCGGGAGAAGCGUGAGCGGGAAAAGGAACGUGAGCGCGAAAGAGAGAAGCGGGACCGCGAAAAGGAGAAGGAACGCGAGAGGGAACGGGAAAGGGAACGAGAGCGAGAUCGGGAAAGAGACAAAGACCGGGAGCGCCGGACCAGAGAGCGAGACUGGGAUAGGGACAGAAGCCGAGAUACGAAUUCUGCUCGCAGUCGCUCCAGGGAUUUGAGCCGGGAUCGAGAGCGAGAAAAGAAACGAGACCUUGAAGAUGAAGACGAAGUGAAUGAACGCAGGAUGCUAGAAAGGAAGCUGCGAGACAAAGAAGCAGCCUAUCAAGAGCGCCUCAAAAGCUGGGAGCUUAGAGAAAGGAAGAAAGCACGAGACUAUAGCAAAGAGGUCGAGAGAGAGGAUGAACGCCGACGAGAGAUGAUGAAGGAAGGAAAACGGCUAAAAGAAUUCUUGGAAGACUACGAUGAUGAUAGAGAUGACCCCAAAUAUUACAGGGGCAGCGCCCUGCAGAAGCGCCUCAGAGACAGAGAGAGGGAGGUGGAGGCGGAUGAGCGUGACAGGAAGAGGGAGAAGGAGGAGCUGGAAAAAAUCCGACAGAGGCUGUUAGACGAGGGACAUCCAGACCCAGACGCCGAGCUGCGCAGGAUGGAGGAGGAAGAGGAGGAGCGAAUGAGACGGCCUCCCGUCGUCCAAGAGCCGGAGCCUGAGGAGCCGCGCCACAGGGACGAAGAGGUUGAGGAGGGCGAAGAUGACGAUUACGGCGAAGAGGAAGACCCGGAAGUCAAACCCUGCCUCAAGCCCACCAUGAGGCCCAUCACGGCAGCGCCGUCAGUGUCGUCGGCCAGCGGCGACGCCUCGCCCGACGUGCCGGGUGACGAGUCGCCGUGCGGCAUCAUCAUCCCCCACGAAAACUCGCCCCUCAAUGCGCUGCCUCCGGAUGAGAACAGACCAAAGAUCGGACUGAGCCUUAAAAUGGGCGCAAGCGGAAGUCCAAGUCAGCCCAACGCAGGCAAGAGGAAGAAGCUCCCCGUCGAUAGCGUCUUCGGCAAAUUUGAUGAGGAGGAGGCGGACGAGCAGCCGCGCAAGAGGAAGCUCGUACCGCUUGACUACGACGAGGAGAAGAGCCUCGGGUCGGAUGGCGCUAAAGGGCCCAACUCGGAGGAGAAGCGCAAACACAUUAAAAGCCUCAUUGAAAAGAUUCCCACAGCCAAACCCGACCUGUUUUCCUAUCCUUUAGAUUGGUCCAUGGUGGACACGACGUUAAUGGAACGGCGUGUGCGGCCGUGGAUCAAUAAAAAGAUUAUAGAGUACAUCGGAGAAGAGGAGCCCACAUUGGUGGACUUUGUCUGCUCCAAGGUCAUGGCUCAUGGUACCCCACAGGGCAUUUUGGAUGACGUCGCUAUGGUUCUUGAUGAAGAGGCUGAAGUCUUCAUAGUAAAGAUGUGGCGGUUGCUCAUCUAUGAAACAGAAGCCAAGAAGAUUGGCCUUGUGAAAUAA